Osmerus eperlanus (European smelt) is the source of this 1849-nucleotide messenger RNA. RefSeq lists its product as uncharacterized. Lineage: Eukaryota; Metazoa; Chordata; Actinopteri; Osmeriformes; Osmeridae. The coding region runs from base 375 to 1160 and encodes 261 amino acids. The transcript is spliced from 8 exons. The record is from RefSeq and is a predicted model, not a curated record.
AAUGAAAAAAAGAAAGAAAAAAAGGACCGCAAGAAUGGAACAACAUGGGCGUGUCGCGGGCGACUCGUUUCUCUACAUUGAAAAGGAAAGCCAUUCUUUAAUCUACACCCCAUUUGAAAUAGUUUUUCUUUGCCAUCCCAGUUUUGUGCGUAAUGCUUUUAGCAUAAUUUUCCUCUUGGACUUCUUGAAUGCACCCCAAACGUGAACGCGUUGAUCAAAAAUUAAUUUAAUUGGAUGUUGUGAGAGAAUCCUUUCGUUCACCAAGCGGGUGUGAUUCAUUUGACUAGUUAAAAAAAUAUGUUAGUUUAUAUUUUGGCAUAUAACACAUAAUCGUAUUCGGUUUGUGAAGGAAAUCGGUAACUGGAAUGUAACACAUGGCAGCAGUUAGCGUCUGCAAGCCGCUCUGUCAUCCGUGCGCUUACGAUGAGAAAUUCAAAGUUGAGCUGCACGUGAAGAGGCCUUUGGUGCCGGUCCAGCUCAGCCCGCAGCAGGUGGGUCUUGAGAUGUUGUGUCUCUGUGGACAGCUGGACCUGCUCAUCAGAGCACAGGUACACCAGUUCCAGGAGCAGCUAAGGCAAGACUGCAGCCCAGAGGAGUCGGACACAUUCCAGGUUCAGGGAAGUGACAUAAUUGACCAGAUGCUCCAUUUCCUUGAACAUCUGCCUAAGCCUCUACCUCAGCUGGAGGACUACCUGGACAUAGUAGGGCUGUCUGCAAUAUUUCCAAGAGUGGAAGUGUUCCUCCUCCAGGGUAGCCCCGUGGACAUGCUUGAGAAGCCCCUAAUGGAUGAGUACUACUGUCACAUCUCCAGGCUGAACCAGCUCCUUGUACUUAGCCAGCAACUGCAGGAGGACAUCAAACACCUAGGGAGCCACAAAUACAUCACUCACCAACUUUCAGUUAUCUAUGUCAUUAGUUCUUUCAAAGGCAUCCAGCCCUUGUGGGUACUUAAGAAAGACAUUGAGAUUAACUUCAAACAGCUGAAGUUGUCAUUGGUGACAGAGGAAGGUUCAAGACAAGAGCCCCAGCUGUCUGCACACUAUAUCAGAUGGAUACUGGAGGUAAUGGAGACAAUAACGUCCACUGUGUCCUCUCUACCUGAGGAGCUGAUGGAAGACCUGAAUCCAGCCUUGACCUUCAUCUCCCAGCUUUCCUCCUAGUCAUCUCACCAACCCUUUUCUUCCUCUCUUCCUACGUAUCCUAUAGCCUGCAUAUCCUUGUAUCUCCCCUCCACCCCAGUAACCUCAGCCCUUUUCCUCCAUAGGCUCUUGUUUUCUGUUGGAACAACAAUAAGAACGCUUUUUGUUAGGCACAGGCACCAAAUUACCCCUUUCUGAUUAGCUGCUGUUUGUGCUCAAUAACAUGAUAGAAUCAAAGUUUGAAUGUAAAAUUUCAAAUCAUUGCAUUGCACACUAAUAUAAAUUAUAUUCACAUGGCUUGGGAAACUGAUGAUAAUGAUAUUCCAAAUGUCCAGUAAAAUCUGAUAUUUUGCAUUCAAUGAAAUGCUUUUUCAAAUUAAUUAUAUACAUUCAUCCUACAUUUCAAUUGAUCGGUGGCAGUAAGGGACCUAGAUAAUGGAACAGGGGGGCGCUGGCCUGGGUUUGACAGAUGGUAUAUUUAUAUGUAUCAGAGAAGUAAAUCAUAGACGCUUGUUCGUUGCUAGCUAGCAUUUAUACACAGGUAAUUUUGAAUAGCAACUGGUCUCUGCCAUUAUCAAUACACUAUGAACCACCAACUGUGUGCAUGUGAGAUGUGUUUGGCUACUCUAUGCUGAAUGGUUUAAACACUAGACCUAUGGUUAAAAAUCAUUCCUGCUAUGGCACUUUUGGAAUACAAGUUGUUUGAAUUU